AUGUUGGAAGUGGCAGACAAGACGGUGGAGUUUUUGCUGCGCCACGACGCCGCGCGCCCACCACCUGGCAUUGGCUUACUUACAGUGAACGAAUUCGAGCGUGUUCACUGGAGAGAUGCAUUUGAUAGCUUUCAGGAGGCUGGACGUCUGGCGCUCUGGAAGACGAAAAGUGCUCUAGAUGACGUCAAUGAGAGUGCGUAUCUUGCUGCCCGUGAUGCUCUUUUCCCGCUGGCUGUGAGCGGCAGCCAAGGCGUUGUUUUGUUUGGAAAUCGUGCCGGCCACAAACUGCGCGAAGCGAUGGAGGCCACCGGUGUUUGGGAGCACCUGCAACACGAGACAGUUGGGCGGAAGGGUAGUCUUGCCUUUGCCGAUGUGUGCGGUGGCCCAGGCGCCUUCUCACAGGCCCUCUUUGGGAUGUGCCGGCAGCAUAAGCUGAAACUGAGGGGGUUUGGUAUGACACUGCGCAGCGUGAAGGGGCUCGACUGGUACUCCAGUCUUCUGUCGGACCGCUUCCUGGCCACAUACGGCAUUGACGGCACCGGGGAUGUCUUUAAUUUGGCAAACAUUGAGGCACUCCGCUCCUUAACUCUCACAGAAAAUAUGAAGCUUGUCGUGGCUGAUGGUGGCUUCAAUGUCCCUUUUGAUAUUGCGAACUAUCAGGAAACUAUCUCCGGUAGGAUUCUCUUUGGACAAUGGUUGACCGCGUUGAAGCUCCUUCGUGUUAAUGGUUGCUUUCUGCUGAAGCUAUUUGACACGUUUUCCCCGCUUUUACGCGUCAUGUUGUACCUUUCCACGUACCUCUACGACCGCGUUCAUGUGGUAAAGCCUCGCCACAGUCGUGUCCUGAAUAGCGAGAGGUAUUUGGUGUGUCUCGGCUUUCGCGGUGCCCCAGAGCCAUGGAUGAAACAUUUUGAGCGCUGCUAUCAGGCCGGUUUUACUGACAACGACCAUAUUCCAACUAUAAUGCCCAUUUCGUGGGUGAUGGAAGAUGAGACAUUUUUAAGUGACAUGACAGAGAUGAGCUCCACGAUUGCGUCGAACCAGGUGGUGGCUCUGAAGAUGGUGUUGGCAAAAUUGCAGCUUUCUAUCUCGGCGAAACAGACGGAGGAGCAGCCAGCUUCUUGA
Molecule: messenger RNA, 1125 nt
Organism: Trypanosoma rangeli
Lineage: Eukaryota; Euglenozoa; Kinetoplastea; Trypanosomatida; Trypanosomatidae
Product: methyltransferase
Exons: 1
Coding region: 1-1125 (374 amino acids)
Biological process (GO): 7-methylguanosine mRNA capping
Cellular component (GO): cytoplasm; nucleus
Molecular function (GO): methyltransferase cap1 activity
Source: RefSeq, a predicted model, not a curated record